AUGGUGUCAGUGGUGGAAGAGCCCUUUGAUGUUAAGGGCUCUUUGUCCAUGCAGCUCACCAGUAGGGACAGAGGGGGGAGUGGGGGAGGCAGCCGAGAUGUUUGUGAGCCAGUUAUCUGCUUCAUCCCGGUCCACACCUCCCUCACGUUGUUCUACUGGAGUUUGGCCUCCAGCUUCCUCCUGCAGCUGUUGGUGGUUCAAGAAGAGGUUCCCCCUGAGCAGCAGGAGUGGAGCUCCAGUCUGGAACAGGAUGACCCAGAGCCCGCACACAUUAAAGAGGAACAGGAGGACCCAGAGCCCCCACACAUUAAAGAGGACCAGGAGGACCCAGAGCCCCCACGCAUUAAAGAGGAGCAGGAGGAACUCUGGAUCAGUCAGGAGGGAGAGCAGCUUCAAGGGCUGGAGGAGGCCGAUGUCAAGUUCUCAUUCACUCCUGUGAAGAGUGAAGAUGAUGAAGAGGAAGCUCAGUCCUCACAGCUUCAUCAAAGACAAACUGAACAGAUGGAAACAGAUGCUGAUGGGGAAGACUGUGGAGGACCAGAACCAGGCAGGAACUCAGAUCCAGAUAGACAUCCAGAACCAGAUACUGAUGACAAUGGAGACUCUUCUGACACUGAUGUCAGUGAUGAACCUCAGUCAGGUUUGAACUCUUUGAAACCUGAUGAAGUUCAUGUCAGUGAUUCAAGAUGUAGUGCUGGUGAGAAACUAUUUACAUGUUCUGAGUGUGGGAAAACCACUGGCAGAAGUGGAAAUCUGAAGAGACACAUGAGAAUCCACACAGGAGAGAAACCUUACAGCUGCUCAGUUUGUAAGGAAUCUUUUAAGCAGGGUUCAACUUUAAAGAAACACAUGAGAAUCCACAAAGGAGUGAAACCUUUCAGCUGCUCCGUCUGUAAGGAAUCUUUUAACCAGGGUUCACAUUUACAGAUACACAUGAGAACCCACACAGGAGAGAAAUCUUACAGCUGCUCAGUUUGUAAGAAAUCUUUUCAGUAUUGUUCAACUUUAAAGAAACACAUGCGAAUUCACACAGGAGAGAAACCUUACAGCUGCUCAGUUUGUAAGAAAUAUUUUAACCAUUGUUCAACUUUAAAGACACACAUGAGAACCCACACAGGAGAGAAACCUUACAGCUGCUCAGUUUGUAAGAAAUCUUUUAUCCAGUGUUCACAUUUACAGAUACACAUGAGAAUCCACACAGGAGAGAAACCCUACAGCUGCUCAGUUUGUGAGAAAUCUUUUAACCAUUGUUCAAAUUUAAAGAUGCACAUGAGAACCCACACAGGAGAGAAACCUUACAGCUGCUCAGUGUGUGAUGCAAGAUUUCGGCACAAGUCGGCUCUGAAGUUGCACAUAAUUACUCAUACAAGAGACAACAGGCUUUAGUGGUUCUGUUUGUAUACAAAAGGUAAAUCUGACACACCACAUGGCACAUAACACAGGGGAAGAAAUAUGGUGCUUUUUUCCUAUCUUUAUUCAAAAGCAUGUUUUAAUUUGAGAGCGUUGUUUAUUGAGUCCACGUUCAGAUUUUGAAUCGUUUCCCUCAAAACCCUGUCCUCACACACAAUUAGCCCCCGCUUGCUAUUAGUGACACAAUAAACCUUUAUUGCUCUGAGAGAUCCAUGCUUUGUUUAAGGUGACGCCUCCUCACGUUGGCAGGGAGCUUAGUACUGUCUUUUGUUUGAUCCAGUAGACUAAUUGAGUUUUUAUUUUCGAGUUAGUGUUGGUUUUCUAGAGGAGUCCGGGGAACGCUCACCUGGAAGAAAAUGUUGUUGUGAACUGUUGCACCCUUGUUGCUAUAUUGAGAGCCGUGCGGAGGCAAUCCUUCAAUCAUAAAUUUGUUCUGAGUUUAUAAUUCAGAAUAGGGCUGGGUGGUAUGACCAAAAAUGCAUAUCACGGUAUUUUGUACGACUCUGGCAGUUUCACGGUAAUUUUUCAGUUUCACGCGUUAAAGCAUUCAUUAAUUAACGCCAAAAAGAAAGGGCUGGCCAGCGAGCGGUGAACAGCUGUUUGUGUGGCGUGUCUUCCAUUCCAUCACUUCCUGUUUCCUUCACCUACAUUCCCCUGGGUCCUAAACCCCUCCAUGGAAAGAAACGGGAUUAGACUGUAGGAUUUAGUUGUUAGUAGGUGUUGUUUAGGUUUAUUUCUUUAGAUAUAUAUAACAUUUUAUUUUAUUAUCAGAACAGUGAAGAAAAGGUUACCCUGAAAAUACACACUCCAGUACAGUAGGUGGCGGUAUGCACCUAUGCAAGUUGGUUGCAAUCCGCCAAUGGAAUUUAAAGAAGAAGAAGCCCCUCCAUGUACAGCUUCUUAUCACGUCUAUGUACCAACGUACAUUUA
This is a messenger RNA of Anarrhichthys ocellatus (wolf-eel), 2340 nucleotides long. RefSeq names its product zinc finger protein 391-like. The transcript has 3 exons. The record is from RefSeq and is a predicted model, not a curated record. Lineage: Eukaryota; Metazoa; Chordata; Actinopteri; Perciformes; Anarhichadidae. Bases 1 to 1386 code for a protein of 461 amino acids. Gene Ontology annotation, cellular component: chromatin; transcription regulator complex; PcG protein complex. Gene Ontology annotation, molecular function: RNA polymerase II cis-regulatory region sequence-specific DNA binding; DNA-binding transcription factor activity, RNA polymerase II-specific. Gene Ontology annotation, biological process: regulation of transcription by RNA polymerase II.